Messenger RNA from Ilex paraguariensis (yerba mate), 882 nucleotides. The record is from the annotation of a GenBank genome assembly. NCBI's taxonomy places the organism in Eukaryota, Viridiplantae, Streptophyta, Magnoliopsida, Aquifoliales, Aquifoliaceae.
AUGGCUUUGGGAGAUGAUCGCGCAGGUUUGCAAAAUAGGUUGGACCUAAUGCUUCAUGUUGGUGGUGUUAGGCAGAGGGAUGCAAUUUUCCACUCCCUAUGGCUUAGGAAGUUGUUUCCGUCUUUCUCUGCUCAGUAUGUUGUACUGUUUCUUUCUCCUGUCGCUUGCGAUGAUUGCGCAGGUUUGCAAAAUAGGUUGGACCUAGUGCUUCAUGUUGGUGAUGUUAGGCAGAGGGAUGCAAUUUUCCACUCCCUAUGGCUUAGGGUGAGCACUGGAGAUGAUCGCGCAGGUUUGCAAAAUAGGUUAGACCUAGUGCUUCAUGUUGGUGGUGUUAGGCAGAGGGAUGCAAUUUUCCACUCCUUAUGGCUUUGGGUGAGAACUGGAGAUGAUCACGCAGGUUCGCAAAAUAGGUUGGACCUAGUGCUUCAUGUUGGUGGUGUUGGGCAUAGGGAUGCAAUUUUCCACUCCCUAUGGCUUAGGGUGGGCACUGAUCUUUCAGAUUGUUUAUGUGAAACAUGUAAAAUUGGAAUGUGGGAGGAACCACGAGAUGAUCGCGCAAGCUCGCAAAAUAGGUUGGACCUAAUGCUUCAUGUUGGUGGUGUUAGGCAGAGGGAUGCAAUUUUCCACUCCCUACGGCUUAGGUACAAGAAUUCCAAAGAUGGCUUCAAGAAGACAAAAGUAAUAAAGGAGAUAAGGGAUACAAUGGCGCGUAGGAAAUACUUUGAUGGAAGUGUGGACAUUAUCGCUCUGUUCCUAUUUGGACCAGGGAAGAGGAGGUCAAUUCUCAAAUCUGGGCCAGUGAUGAAUCAUAGGGACUGUCUCCCAUCAAUGAUGCAGGUGUUUGCGACCCACUGUGGGGGGUGCUGGGUGAAGAUGGCUUGA